UACAUGGCCGAUAUUUCAUUUCAUUCAUUUAUAGCUUCCUUUUCUGGCUUAUAAAUGAUUAUCUAUAUACGGGUGGUCGUCGUUCAAGAUUUCUGUAUAAAUUGUUAAAUGAAGGUGCUAUAAGCGUUUAUUUUAUGAAAAAACUGUAGGUUAUAAAUUGUUAAAUAAUGAUCUUACUCGAGAUCAAUAAUAGAAUUAUAGAAGAAACGCUAACAGUAAAAUACAAAAAUGCACUGGCGCGUUUAAAGCCAGAAUCCAUAGAUGUGACGGUUGCAGAUUUUGAUGGAGUCCUCUUUCAUAUAUCCAAUGUUAAUGGAGACAAAACCAAAGUUAGGGUUAGUAUAUCACUGAAGUUCUACAAACAAUUAGAGGAGCAUGGCGCGGAUGAACUUCUCAAAAGAGUUUACGGACCUCUCCUCACUGAGCCGGAGUCAGGUUACAACGUGUCCGUCCUACUGGACCUGGAGAUGAUCCCCGAGGACUGGGAGGAGACGGUCCGGAAGGUGGGGCUGCUGAAGCGCAACUGUUUCGCGUCCGUGUUCGAGCGCUACUUCCGCCUCCAGGAAGACGGGGACGUCGCGCAGAAGCGCGCGGUCAUCAACUACCGACAGGAUGAGACGCUAUACGUGGAAGCGCAAGAGGACCGCGUGACGGUGGUGUUCUCGACGGUGUUCCGCCACGAGGACGACGUGGUGAUCGGCAAGGUGUUCAUGCAGGAGCUCAAGGAGGGCCGCCGGGCCAGCCACACGGCGCCGCAGGUUUUAUUUUCACAUAAGGAACCACCGCUAGAACUCAUGGACACUGAAGCGAAAGUAGGAGAAAAUAUCAGUUAUGUUACAUUCGUGCUGUUCCCGCGGCACACUUGCUCGGAGGCGCGCGACAACACGAUCGACCUGCUGCACAUGUUCCGCGACUACCUGCACUACCACAUCAAGUGCAGCAAGGUGUACGUGCACUCGCGCAUGCGCGCCAAGGCCGGCGACCUGCUCAAGGUGCUCAACCGCGCGCGCCCGCAGCAGCGCCAGGAGAGGAAGACCAUCACGGGGAGAACGUUCGUCCGGCGGGACUGAGUGCCGGCGCGGCCACCACUAGCCUUAUUUAUUACGAGAGCGGCCCCGCGUCCGCGCCGCUCCGGCAA
This is a messenger RNA of Cydia amplana, 1138 nucleotides long. It is a transcript of the gene Arpc2, whose product is annotated as probable actin-related protein 2/3 complex subunit 2. Bases 168 to 1070 code for a protein of 300 amino acids. The record is from RefSeq and is a predicted model, not a curated record. NCBI's taxonomy places the organism in Eukaryota, Metazoa, Arthropoda, Insecta, Lepidoptera, Tortricidae. The transcript is spliced from 8 exons. Gene Ontology annotation, molecular function: structural constituent of cytoskeleton; actin filament binding. Gene Ontology annotation, cellular component: actin cytoskeleton; Arp2/3 protein complex. Gene Ontology annotation, biological process: actin filament polymerization; Arp2/3 complex-mediated actin nucleation.